UUUAAAUUGUCUUAAAAUGAGUGAAAAUGAUAGAGAAACAAUUGAAAAUUUUGAUUUCACCACGAUCAAAUUAGAAAGAGGACACACACCCAAUGAUAUCAAAGAUAAAUGUUUCGGUUUAUGCAGAGAUUAUUUGGCAGAUAUUUGGCUUAAUGUGACCAUCGAUGACGUGGAAGUCAAAAGAUUGAGCGGUGGACUCACUAAUCAAUUAUAUUAUUGUGCGAUCAAAAGGGAUAAUAAUAAUAAUAAUAAUAAUGAGGAGAAUAUUAAUGAUAUUAAUAGUAAAACCAAUGUACCGAUUGAAGUGGCCAUACGUUUGUAUGAUUCAAAACAUUUUAAUAAUCACAACAAUAAUGGUUAUGAAAGAUUGACAGAUACAGUGGUUGCACUAAUUGUAUCACAAAAUAAAUUGGGACCAAAACUGUAUGGAAUAUUUGAACAGGGACAAAUACAAAAAUAUUAUAAGCACCGACAGUUUCGAGAACCUGAACAAAAUGAUCCAAAUCUGGUUUGCGAUUUGGCCACCAAAUUGGCACAAAUACACGCAAUGGAUGUACCAAUAAAAAAGUCAGGCAAUUGGGUAUUUGAAACGUUUGAUAAUAGCUAUGAUGAGGCAAACAGAUUGUUUGAUUUGAAGUCAUUAUAUGAUGAAUGCAAUUGUCAGACAUUUAAAGCACACGAUUUGAAUGAUGAGAUCCAAUGGAUAAAAGACAAGAUCACAGAACUGGACUCUCCGAUAGUCUUCACUCACGUAGACUUUCGCGGCUCAAACAUUAUGGUCACCGAUGAAAACGAUUUAAUAUUAUGUGAUUUUGAGUACUCCUGCUAUGGUUAUCGGGGCUAUGAUUUUGGGACCCUAUUUGCCGAAUGGGGUAAAAACUUUUUUGACUUUUUAAAGGCUCAAAACUUUCCCAACGAUAACACUAUUAAGCCAUUCAUUGAUGUCUAUAUUGAAGAGAUGAUUCGUCUUAAGGGAAAAACAUUUACUGAUGACAAACGUAAUACCUUUGAACACAUCCUAAAAGAGAUUAAAUUGUUUACAUUAGCCGCCAAUAUGUUUGUCAUUACUUUGAGUAUUAAAUCAAAUGAAUCUGUAUUUGUUGACCGGCCUUUUGAUAAAAAACUACAAUUGACUGGUACUGAAAUUAUCUACAAAAAUUAUCAUCAGCUCAAAAAUCAAUUUAUUGAAAGCAAUGCAUUCUAAAAACAACCUAGUUAUUAAAUCUAUUUUUUAAA
Messenger RNA from Oppia nitens, 1236 nucleotides. RefSeq names its product choline/ethanolamine kinase-like. The record is from RefSeq and is a predicted model, not a curated record. The coding region runs from base 17 to 1204 and encodes 395 amino acids. Gene Ontology annotation, molecular function: ethanolamine kinase activity; choline kinase activity. Gene Ontology annotation, cellular component: cytoplasm. Gene Ontology annotation, biological process: phosphatidylethanolamine biosynthetic process; CDP-choline pathway. NCBI's taxonomy places the organism in Eukaryota, Metazoa, Arthropoda, Arachnida, Sarcoptiformes, Oppiidae. The transcript is spliced from 3 exons.